Messenger RNA from Mollisia scopiformis, 1859 nucleotides. RefSeq names its product MFS general substrate transporter. Gene Ontology annotation, molecular function: transmembrane transporter activity. The record is from RefSeq and is a predicted model, not a curated record. The transcript is spliced from 4 exons. Gene Ontology annotation, biological process: transmembrane transport. NCBI's taxonomy places the organism in Eukaryota, Fungi, Ascomycota, Leotiomycetes, Helotiales, Mollisiaceae. The coding region runs from base 132 to 1676 and encodes 514 amino acids.
UCCUAACCUCAAAAUAAUUCUAGCUUGAAGAUCGUGAGUGUACUGUCGCGAUUUAGAUAAAAUGCCUUCAAUUCCCUCCCAGUUUUGGAGCUGCCAAGAGCAACGGUUUCUACAAGUCCAGCAUAAUCACCAUGUCUUUCAACACGGAUAGCAGUCGAAACGAAGCGUUUGAGCGGGAACAAGAAAGAGAGUCGGACUUAUCUCCGACACCGAUCAAUGACGAGGAGAACGCGUUGCCUUCGGGCGACGACGAGAAAGGAGAAGCAGGUGACCGGUAUCUGGUUGGUUGGGAUGGUCCCAGCGACAAAACGAAUCCUCGAAAUUGGAGCAAUUCAUACAAAGCUUGGAUAACAUUCCAGCUGGGUAUGCUUGCUUUGGCCGCGAGUUUGGGGUCCAGUAUCAUAGCUCCAGGCGAGGAUGAAAUUGCGGCAUAUAUUGGGGUCAGCACAGAAACAUCGGUUCUUGUCAUUUCGUUAUAUGUUGUUGGCUUCGCCUUGGGACCUUCCAUCUGGGGACCAUUAGCAGAGCUCUAUGGAAGAAGAUGGUCAAUGUUGCCAGCUGUUUUCGUCCUAGGUCUAUUCUCGAUUGGAACAGCUGUUGGCAAGAACGCCGCGACAAUCUUUUUAACGAGAUUCUUUGCUGGAGUCUUUGGAAGUGCUCCUGUCAGUAACGUGUCCGCUGCUUUGGGAGACAUAUAUGAAGCAAAAGCUAGAGGCACAGCUGUCACAUUCUAUGCAGUUGCUGUUGUCGGUGGACCAACUUUAGGGCCUAUUAUUGGCUCUGCUUUGGUAGUGAACAAGAACUUAGGAUGGAGAUGGACGGAGUACAUCGAAGCAAUCUGGACCUUCUUCAUUUUUGGCCUCACUCUUGUCGCCAUGCCUGAAAUGUAUGCCCCGGUAUUAUUGAAGAAGAAAGCGCAACGCCUGCGAAAGCAGACCGGCAACCAGGAAUGGCACCAUCCACACGAGGACAUCAAGAUCUCACCAAAGACUAUCAUCACCAAGCAUUUCUCCCGUCCAGUAAUCAUGCUCCUUACCGAGCCGAUGAUCACCGCUAUCGCUCUGUAUGCAUCGUUCGUGUAUGCAUUGCUAUACCUGACUUUGGAAGUUUUCCCCAUAGUGUUCGAGGAGGAGCGAGGCUGGGGUCCAGUUGUAGGCUCGUUGCCUUUCUUAGGCCUCUUCAUCGGCGUCAAUUGCGCAGUCGUCAUCAACCUUGCCAAUCAACCCCGAUACGCCAGAAUCAUGGAUGCCGCGAAGGGAAAGCCGGUCCCAGAAGCUCGACUUGCACCCAUGGCCAUUGGAGGAUUUCUUUUCGCCAUCGGCCUCUUCUGGUUUGGAUGGACAGCAACCCCAAAGAUCUCUUGGAUCUCGCCAGUAUUUGCUGCGGCGUUCAUUGGUGCAGGUUUCAAUGUUAUCUUCCAGCAGUGUAUUAACUUCCUGGUCGACACCUACGGUCUGUAUGCAGCAUCCGCUGUAUCGGCAAAUACGCUGCUUCGUUCUUUGAUGGGUGCUGGGUUCCCAAUGAUCGCGAAGCCCAUGUUUCAUAAUUUGGGAGUUGGGCCAGCGAUGUCUAUCCUUGGAGCUAUUGCCACGCUGGCAAUUCCUGUUCCUUUCAUCUUUAUGAAGUAUGGCUUGGCGUUGAGGAAGAAGUCGAAGUUUGCACCGGUUUACGAUUGAGAUACUGGUAUUCCGACUACCUGACCACUGUCUCUACUACAUGUAUUCUUCUAAGAAUCUUCGAGACUGAGGAGAAGUUGCCUGAAGCUAAGAUACUGACUGGCCCGCCAAGCUUGAAGGCAGGCAACAUUAUCUCCUAGAUACUGGUGCCUUGGGACAAUGUAAUUUGGAACAACAGGUUUG